AUGCCUUCUGAGCUUGUCAAUCUAUCCAACUUGCAAACAUUGGUAUUAGAAAAUAAUAGAUUAACAGGUUCCAUACCUGUAGGGAUCUUCAACAUCUCCACAUUAGGAAUACUAUCACUUUCAAACAAUUCUCUUCAAGGAAAUCUUCCAUCAAGCAUCGGUUAUGGGUUUCCCAUGCUACAAUUUCUUCAUCUCGACACAACCAACCUUAGUGGAGUUAUACCAGGCUCAAUCUCAAAUCUGUCUCAACUCAUCGUCCUUGAACUGGAUGAAAACAAAUUCAGUGGUUUUAUUCCUGGAUCCCUUGGAAACCUACAACUGCUUGAAAGGAUAUUAGUAUCUUCCAACCUUCUAAGAAGUGAUUCUUCAAAUGAAGAACUGGGAUUUAUUACUUCUUUAACAAACUGCAGAAAUCUGAGAGCUCUGGGGUUUGACAAAAUGCCAUUAUUAAAUGGUAAACUUCCAGCUUCCAUUAGAAAUUUUUCUACCUCCAUUGAAAGAAUUUAUGGAUAUAAAUCUAACAUCCAAGGUAGAAUCCCAAAAUCAAUUGGAAAUUUAAGCAGUUUGUUGUUGCUAAGUUUGUAUGGGAAUCAGUUGACGGGGCCAAUUCCAACAUCUGUAGGACGUUCUUUACCACCUGAAGUUGCAAAUUUGGAGGUUGCAACAACAUUGGUCUUGUCAGUGAAUCAGUUCUCAGGAGAUAUUCCAAGUGCAAUAGGGAAAUUAGGGAACUUGAAUUAUCUAUCUUUAGCACAAAACCAAUUUCAGGGCUCAAUGCCUGAGUCGAUGGGGAAGAUGGUAAGCUUGCAAACAUUAGACCUGUCACACAACAACCUGUCAGGUUUGAUCCCAAGCUCACUCGAAUGGCUUCAAUCCCUUUUGUACUUCGAUGUUUCUUUCAACAAAUUGAGAGGCCAAAUUCCUAGUGGAGGCCCUUUUGAAAAUUUCACUAGUGAAUCAUUCAUUUCCAAUGAAGCAUUAUGUGGACCUACAAGGUUUCAUGUGCCACCAUGCCCAAAAAUCUCCAAUCAUCACAAAUCAAAGACAACUAGGAUUGUAUUAAUUUUUUUAGGGAUUAUUGCAAUUUUGGGUGCUUUGGCCGUCUUUCUGGUGUACCUACGAUACCACAAGAAGAAAGAUAGAGCUUCCAAUGACAAUGCUUUAUUAUCAUUGGGAACAUAUGAAAGGAUUUCCUACUAUGAGCUUUUGCAAGCAACUGAUCGCUAUAAUGAAGGCAAUUUGCUCGGUACUGGGGGAUUUGGAUCGGUCUACUGUGGUACUCUUAAUGACGGGAGAAAAGUUGCUGUAAAAGUAUUCCAUGUACAACUUGAAAGGGCACUCAAGAGUUUUUACACAGAAUGUGAAGUACUACGGAACCUUCGCCAUCGAAAUCUAACCAAGGUCAUCAGCGGUUGCUCUAACAAUGAUUUUAAGGCUUUGGUGCUUGAAUUAAUGCCAAAUGGAAGUCUUGCGAAAUGGUUGCAUUCUCCCAGCUGUUUUCUAGAUAUGAAACAAAGAUUAAACAUAAUGAUUGAUGUGGCAUGCGCAUUGCAUUAUCUCCAUAAUGGUUAUUCAACCCCAGUCGUUCAUUGUGAUCUGAAGCCUAGUAAUGUCUUGCUUGAUCAAGAUAUGAUUGCACAUGUAAGUAAUUUUGGGAUUGCAAAGCUGUUGAAUCAGGAAGAUGGACUCGUAUCGACAAAAUGUGAUGUUUAUAGUUAUGGAAUCAUGCUGAUGGAAGUCUUCACAAGGACAAAGCCUAAUGAUGCAAGAUUCAACGGCAAUUCAAGCUUGAAGGACUUGGUGCAAAGUUCUAUGCCUAAUGCUCUAUAUCAGAUUAUAGAUGCCAACUUGUUGCAGGAGGAUGAAGAACACUUUGCAGAAAAGCUGGAUUGCAUAUCGUUUAUCAUGGAAAUAGCUCUAAAUUGCUCAAGAGAAUCCCCAAGAGAGAGGAGCAUGCAAUAUUGA
Coffea arabica (coffee) is the source of this 1965-nucleotide messenger RNA. The record is from RefSeq and is a predicted model, not a curated record. NCBI's taxonomy places the organism in Eukaryota, Viridiplantae, Streptophyta, Magnoliopsida, Gentianales, Rubiaceae.